Molecule: messenger RNA, 920 nt
Organism: Nematolebias whitei (Rio pearlfish)
Lineage: Eukaryota; Metazoa; Chordata; Actinopteri; Cyprinodontiformes; Rivulidae
Gene: ccser2a
Product: coiled-coil serine-rich protein 2a
Biological process (GO): microtubule bundle formation
Cellular component (GO): microtubule cytoskeleton
Molecular function (GO): microtubule binding
Source: RefSeq, a predicted model, not a curated record
AACAUUCUGAACAAACUGAACUCGUCGGGAAUUGAAGAUCUGGAUGAUAAUGACCUCAUGCUGGAUGAAGAUCCUUUUGACGACAGCUUACACGACUUGGAAAGAAUGUCUCACACUGAGCGACCCGAACGAGCCAAUCGGCAGGGGCAGCGUCGUAAACAACACCGCUGGACUGGUCCAGAUCACUUUCACAGCGAUGGCAGGGUCCAUGUCUUCCAAAAUUAUGAUGGCUUCAAGGGUUCAAAAGCCUCUUCACGGUUUGUCCAGACUGAAGGCAGGCAGCGCGGCAACACACCAAUGCUGGAUGGAGUCACACUCGAACACAUGACCCAGGACUGCAGCUUGCUCAAGAAUCACCUGCUCAGGCUCAAAACGUUACUAGAGCUCGAGGAAACAGACUCUCCAACAGAUGUUUCUGAGCAGUCUGAAGACGAUACCACUGUGUUACAGAUGGAGAAGCUGAUUAAGGAAGUGGAGGGACUCCGAGAGGAGCUGAAGAGUCGAGACAAGACUAUUGCUCAGCUCACAUUACAGUGUCAACAGCUACAACAACAACAUCCGCAGGAACAACUACCAGGUCCAGGACGCCAGGCCAGGUGUCAGUGCCACCACCAGAGGGCUCCCGCUUUGCUACGACAGAGUGACAGGCCAAUAGACAAACGUAUGCAUCACUACGAUAAAGCUACUCAGACAUACUGGAGACCACCGAGCCAUUCUGGUGCACUUCCCACACCCUUUCUGUCUCCUUGGCAGGCGCAGCACCAGGGUUUGACCCGUACCAGCAUGCCCCAGCGCAGACACACCUCAAAUACUACAGCCUUUCAACCCCUACCUCAGCGAGCACCCCCACCAGGAAAGACUAAUAAAAACUCCCCCCACAGAGGGCCACAGUGACUACAUCAGAGAAAGCAACUUGUUCA